Messenger RNA from Ceraceosorus guamensis, 2627 nucleotides. Its product is annotated as putative CDC46-cell division control protein. The record is from RefSeq and is a predicted model, not a curated record. Lineage: Eukaryota; Fungi; Basidiomycota; Exobasidiomycetes; Ceraceosorales; Ceraceosoraceae. Gene Ontology annotation, biological process: DNA replication; double-strand break repair via break-induced replication; DNA replication initiation. Gene Ontology annotation, cellular component: nucleus; MCM complex. The transcript has 5 exons. Gene Ontology annotation, molecular function: single-stranded DNA helicase activity; 3'-5' DNA helicase activity; DNA replication origin binding. The coding region runs from base 159 to 2378 and encodes 739 amino acids.
GCCACAGAACAUCCCGUCCACAAGCAGCUCCACCAUCUCUCAGCACCGUCCGUCACCCACUCGCUACCAGGCUCUUUUCGCAGCCAGUCCAGCUGGACUGACCCUCCCCCUUCGCCCUCGAACCCCGCACCCUCGACAACUCGGCAAACGCGUCACCCAUGUCGGGCUUCGACAGCGGCAGGCUGUUCAGCGCUCAGGUGCUCGCGGGCUCCGAAGCGUCUCGAGCACCCGACGCACCAGCGCAGACCGAACAGUCGCUGUACGAAUUCGUGCAACGAUUCCGCACGGGCAACAACGACUACAUCUACAGGGACAGGCUGAGAGCGAAUCUGCUGGCAAAGCAAAACGUCCUCGAAGUCACGUUGGAGCAUGUCCAGCUAUGGAACGCUACGCUGGCUCAGGCCAUGCGACAGACGCCAAACGAGAUCCUGCCAUUGUUCGAGUCGGCGGUGAAGCGAGCAGCGCGGGGCAUCCUGCACCCCAUCUCUACCGGCACAGAUCGAGGCAGACCGGAAGCGCCGGAUUGUCAAGUCACCCUCCGCUCCUCUGCCAAUCUGCUCGGCAUGCGCGAUCUCCAUGCAGACAGCAUCACCCGCUUGGUGAGGAUCCCAGGCAUCGUGAUCGGCGCAUCCACCCUCUCCUCUCGUGCCACGCACCUGCAAAUUAUGUGCAAAGAGUGUCGCACACUCAAGACCCUGCCCAUCUCUGCCGGAUUUGGCGGCUUCUCUUUGCCGCGCAACUGCAGCGGACCAGAGGGUAUGGAGGGACAACAGACCAAGCCAAACUGCGGCAUCGACCCUUUUGUCAUCCUCCACGACAAGUGCAGAUUCGUCGAUGCGCAGACCAUCAAGCUGCAAGAGGCGCCCGAUAUGGUUCCCGUGGGUGAGCUGCCUCGACACAUGCUCCUGUCUGCUGACAGGGCACUGUGCGGCAGGGUGGUGCCGGGAAGCCGCAUCAUCGCCACGGGUGUGUACAGCACCUUUGCCCCAAGCAGCUCUCGAGGAGGCAAAAUGGGUGGAGCGGUGGCGCUUCGACAGCCGUACCUGCGCGUCGUAGGUCUCGAGAUUGACGCAGAGGGUGCAGCAGGCAGAGGAGCUGCCCGACUUUUCACUGUAGCGGAAGAGGACGAGUUCAGCCGGUUCGCGAGGACUCCACAGCUUUACGAAAAGUUUGCCAGGAGCAUUGCCCCCAGCAUCUUUGGCAAUGAGGACAUCAAAAAGGCCAUCACUUGCCUCUUGUUUGGAGGCAGCAAAAAAGUGCUGCCUGAUGGAAUGCGCCUCCGAGGCGACAUCAACGUCCUCCUUCUGGGCGAUCCUGGUACGGCCAAAUCUCAGCUGCUCAAGUUCGUUGAAAAGGCGGCCCCAAUCGCAGUGUACACUUCCGGCAAGGGUAGCAGCGCAGCAGGUCUUACCGCAUCGGUGCAGAGGGACACGCAGUCUCGAGAAUUCUACCUGGAAGGCGGUGCCAUGGUGCUGGCCGACGGUGGCGUGGUCUGCAUCGACGAGUUUGACAAGAUGCGCGAUGAAGAUCGCGUGGCCAUCCACGAGGCCAUGGAGCAACAAACGAUCUCGAUUGCAAAGGCGGGCAUCACCACGAUUCUCAACUCGCGCACCUCCGUCUUGGCUGCGGCGAAUCCCGUGUUCGGAAGGUACGACGAUAUGAAGUCGCCUGGGGAGAACAUCGAUUUUCAGACGACGAUUCUGAGUCGAUUCGACAUGAUCUUCAUCGUCAAGGAUGAGCACGAUGAGGGAAGAGAUCGCACCAUCGCCAAGCACGUCAUGAACAUUCACAUGAACAGACCUGGAGCGAAUCCCGCUUCGGAGGUGGUGGGAGAGAUCGACAUGGACAAGAUGAAGCGUUAUGUGGCCUACUGCAAAGCGCGUUGCGCGCCGCGCUUGUCGGAAGAAGCGAGCGAGAAGCUGAGCAGUCAUUUUGUGGCGCUGAGAAAGCAGAUUGCCCAGGUUGAGCGCGACAACGACGAGCGAAGCAGCAUCCCCAUCACGGUGCGACAGCUGGAAGCCAUCAUUCGCAUGAGCGAGAGCCUGGCCAAAGUGACGCUCAGCCCUACGGUGCAGGAAGAGCACGUAGAGGAGGCCAUUCGACUGUUCAAAUUCUCCACCAUGGACGCCGUGCAAGCUGGUUCGGUGGACGGCAUGACGCGCGGCGAGCUGCAGGAAGAGGUGCAAAAGUUGGAGAGGGAGAUUAGGAGGAGAUUGCCCAUUGGCUGGAGCGUAUCCGCUUCCAGACUGCGAAACGAAUUCGUAGAGGCGCAAGGCUUUACGCAGCACGCUCUUGACAGGACGCUGUACGUGCUGGAAAAGAGAGACGUUUUGCGUUUCUCUAACCAGAGAAAAGUCGUCACUAGAACCGGCGUCUAGUCACAGUCGAACGUGCCGCUCCACCGUCCGCUUCAUCGAAUUGCCACCGCUGUCUCUGCCUGUACAAACGUCGCUCGCUUCACGCUUUCCCCCCACCUCCCCCAUUUUGGGGCGCUCAGUAGCGUUUCAUAUUUCACGAUUCAUCGAGCAAUGAGACACGACUGUACGUGGUGCGUGGAGAUCUGUGUUUGAGGAGUCGAAGUGCGCACAGCCGAACGUCUCGGUCGAGGUGAAGGGUUUCGAGUGCGC